CUUAUUAGCCAUUUUACAGAUGAAGAAACGAGGCACAGAGAGGACAGGCAACUUGUGCAGCCACAGAGCUAGUGAGUUGUGUGGUUCCAGAACCCUGUUCUUGGUCGCGGUUCUUUAUUGUGUCUAAAAGAGGGAGGCGCUGAGGCCCAGGGAGGGGGAAGUGCAGGCCUGGGCCCUUGGCCAGGCAGCAGGGAUGGGGGCCUAGGCUUCUUAUCUACAGGCUCAGGGCUCUUCCCUCCUCAGCCCUCCCCUCUGUCCUCACCCAGCCUCCGCUCAGAGUUAACAGUUGCCUGGCCUCGCCCAGGCCUGCAGCUCCAGCCCAAAGAGGCCGUGUCCACAUUCCCUGGCUGCUGUCCAGCCCCCAGGAACUGAGACAACAAAGUUCAGCGGCUGGGAGGGCUGAGCAGAGGCCGCCGGAGGGGAGCAAGCAGCAGGAGCCACUGGGCAGAGGGGACUCUCCAGCUCCCAGAUGCUCGGGCUCCUGGGGAGCACGGCUCUCGCGGGCGUGAUCGCAGGCGCUGCCCUGGCCCUGCUGCUGCUGGUGCUGGUGGUGGCCGCCUGCCUGCACGGCGGACAGCAGGACCACGACGUGGAGAUGAACCGUCCGGCCGUCCGGAGAAACCGCGUGCGGCAGGCCCGGCCGUGGUUCUUCCCGGCCCGGGGCCGCCUGGGACACUUCCACCCCCACCCCCACCACCCCCACUACCCCGGCCACGCGCCUCACAUGCACCACGCGGGGCUGCACCACCAGCAUCUGCACCACCACCGCCCCCACCAGACCUACCUCCACACCCACCGAGGCCGCCGCUGACGCCCGUGGAGGGCGGCCCCUGCCUGUCCUCCCGUCGCCAGGAGGAGUGGACCCCAUGUUCCGGUGCAGAAGGGCACGGUCCUGCGUGGGCUUCGUUUGCAUCCGGCGCCCCAGGGAGCCGUGGAGCGGAGGACAGGACGGAGGAGCACCCGGGGCGGCCCUGCUCACGCUGCAGGGCGAGGAGGAGAUUUAUGGCAGGAUUCAAGGGCCCUCUGCCCUCAUAGAGCUGAGAACUCUCUAAGCCUUUAGGGCUCCCUGUCCCCAGCACAGAACUGGCCCACACAGCAGAUCCUCAGGAAGGAUUCUCUGGAGACUCUGG
This is a messenger RNA of Pipistrellus kuhlii (Kuhl's pipistrelle), 1130 nucleotides long. It is a transcript of the gene HRCT1, whose product is annotated as histidine rich carboxyl terminus 1. The record is from RefSeq and is a predicted model, not a curated record. NCBI's taxonomy places the organism in Eukaryota, Metazoa, Chordata, Mammalia, Chiroptera, Vespertilionidae. The transcript is spliced from 2 exons. The coding region runs from base 470 to 811 and encodes 113 amino acids.